UGCUGAAAUUUCAUGGAAGAAAUAUCGUAAAACGAACGCCAAGAAGUGCACUUUGAAGAAGGUUGUUUGACCAUUGUGUGCCAUGCAGAAAGCUGUUUGUUGAAGUUUUUCCCCCUCAGCUCUGGAAAUUGUGCGGAGUUCAGCCAACCUGAUAUGGCUGCUCUGCCACUUAUCAACCCCAAACCCUUUUUGAAUGGCCUCACUGGAAAGCCUGUGAUGGUCAAGUUAAAAUGGGGCAUGGAGUACAAGGGAUACUUAGUUGCCGUCGAUACGUACAUGAAUUUGCAGCUGGCUAACACCGAGGAGUACAUUGACGGUGCGAUCCAAGGAAAUCUCGGAGAGGUUUUAAUCAGGUGUAACAAUGUCCUGUACGUACGUGGAGUCGACGAGGAAGAAGAAGACGGUGAGACAAGAGAAUGAAAUCCAUCGGGGAAAGUUAGUCGGGCUGGACUGUAUGUCCAGCUACCUGCAUCCGUCCAGGCAGCAGCCAUCAAGUCAAUCAUGCAGUUUAUCAUGUGCAUAGCAGUGAUUAUAAUAACUGUACAUUGUGACUACUUCUUUAGGUUUUCAUGUGUUUACCUUGUAACGUUUUACGUACCUCCCGUUGCUUUUUUUUGGUUUGGCGCUCAGGUGUGAUAACGUUAGCGUCCUAUACAGACAUACUGCAAUUUCAAAAUUCCGCUGUCUUUGAAUCCAUGAGAGAGUGUGUUAUCAGAGCAAGACCAAUGGUAUACCGUUCAA
Messenger RNA from Sycon ciliatum, 741 nucleotides. Its product is annotated as small nuclear ribonucleoprotein F. Gene Ontology annotation, molecular function: RNA binding. Gene Ontology annotation, cellular component: U1 snRNP; catalytic step 2 spliceosome; pICln-Sm protein complex. Gene Ontology annotation, biological process: mRNA splicing, via spliceosome; spliceosomal snRNP assembly. The coding region runs from base 154 to 420 and encodes 88 amino acids. The record is from RefSeq and is a predicted model, not a curated record. Lineage: Eukaryota; Metazoa; Porifera; Calcarea; Leucosolenida; Sycettidae. The transcript is spliced from 4 exons.